ACAGGAUGGGCGACGUCGACGACCGCGACCUCCUCCGCCGUGAACCCGGCCGAGUCCGAGGCGAUGCAGUGUCUGGAGGAGGGCACGCAGAAGCUCGAGGAGGGCGACGUGCAAGCGGCGAAGGAGCUGUACCGGCGCAGCGUGGACAUCAAGAAGACGCCUAGUGGGCUAUUCAACCUCGGCGUGACCCACUACCACCUCAAGGAGUUUGACGACGCCAUCUCGGUGUGGAAGGAGUCCAUCGCGCUCCAGCCGUCGAGCCCGGACGCGCACACCAACAUCGCCAGCGCAUACAUCGUCUCGCCCGUGAGCCGGCCCGACCUCGCCCUGCACCACCUCCGCGUCGCGUCGAGCCUCGCGCCCGGGGACGGCGAGAUCGCGUUCAACCUCGCGGCGGUGCUCGAGGCGUGCGGCCUCCUCGAGGAGUCGCUCGAGUGCUACAACAAGAGCAAGGAGUCCGGCGUCGAGCGCGCGGCGAUGCACGCGCGGAACGUGAGCGCGAAGAUCCUCGGGAAGAAGAUGAAGGAGCUGGCCGAGGCGGAGGGCAAGGGCGACCGCCGGUGUAGAGGCUGCGCACCGCGCUCCAAAAGCGCCCGACGCAGACGACAUUGCAUAGAGCUUCGGCGCAUGUACUUUACCCUCACCUGCUAA
This is a messenger RNA of Epithele typhae, 651 nucleotides long. RefSeq lists its product as uncharacterized. The annotation marks the transcript as partial. NCBI's taxonomy places the organism in Eukaryota, Fungi, Basidiomycota, Agaricomycetes, Polyporales, Epitheliaceae. The record is from RefSeq and is a predicted model, not a curated record. The transcript is spliced from 5 exons. Gene Ontology annotation, molecular function: protein binding.